Molecule: messenger RNA, 2537 nt
Organism: Prosopis cineraria
Lineage: Eukaryota; Viridiplantae; Streptophyta; Magnoliopsida; Fabales; Fabaceae
Product: putative kinase-like protein TMKL1
Exons: 2
Coding region: 154-2178 (674 amino acids)
Biological process (GO): protein phosphorylation
Molecular function (GO): protein binding; ATP binding; protein kinase activity
Source: RefSeq, a predicted model, not a curated record
GUGUACUCCAUGAAUGAGCUUUACUUAUAGUCAAACGUUGUGUCAGCUUUCCAAAGAAAGAAGAAACAGAUAGCCUCUUUCUUUGAAUUGCCCACAACGGAAACAGAACACGCCCCGUUUUAUCUCUCUUCCCACUCCGACCUUCACCCCCUCAUGGCGUUCAUGAAGCUUUUCACUAUCUAUGCUUUCAUGUCCUGCUACACUUUAUCUCUCUCUUCCUCUGCCUCCUCUGACGUUGAACUUCUCUUGGGGAAAAUCAAAGCAUCCUUACAAGGUAGCUCCCAGAAUAUCAUCUUGUCUUCUUGGAACUCCUCUGUGCCUCUUUGCCAAUGGAGGGGUCUCAAGUGGGUCUUCUCCAAUGCCUCUUCUCUCCCCUGCACCGACCUUUCUUCUCCUCAUUGGACCAAUCCGUCACUCUUCAAAGACCCUCAUCUUCGUUUGCUCUCUCUUCAGCUUCCUUCCGCUAAUCUCUCCGGUUCCAUCCCCAGAGAGAUUUCUGAGCUCCCUAUGCUUCAGAGCCUCUAUCUCAACUUCAAUUCUUUGAAAGGACCAAUUCCUCUUGAACUUGGCUAUACUUCCUCCCUCUCCGAAAUCGAUGUGCGUGAAAAUUUUCUAAGCGGAAUUUUGCCUCCGUCCAUCUGGAAUAUGUGCGAUAGGCUUGUUUCUCUCAGACUCCAUGGAAAUUUGCUUUCCGGUUCUAUUCCAGAACCAGCAUUGCCGAAUUGUACUUACGACACUUUGCGAUUUCUUGAUUUGGGCGAGAACAACUUUUCUGGGAAUUUCCCAGACUUCAUUACUCGUUUUGGUGGGUUGAAACAGCUUGACUUGGGGAAUAAUAUGUUUGUGGGUUCGAUUCCUCAGAGCUUGGAGGGGCUGAGGCUUGAGAAAUUGAACCUUUCCCACAAUAAUUUUAGUGGAGUUUUGCCUGCUUUUCUGGAACCCAAGUUUGGUGUGGAGGUUUUUGAAGGGAAUAACCCGGACUUGUGUGGUCCGCCCUUGAGAAGAUGUGGUGGAAAUUCUAAUCCUAGACUAAGUGCUGGUGCUAUGGCCGGCAUAGUUAUCAGUCUGAUGGCAGGAAGUGUGGUUUUAGCUUCUCUGCUUAUAGGGUAUGUGCAAAACAAGAAGAAGAAGGGCAGAGGAGAGAGUGAGGAUGAAUUGGAGGAAGAAGAAGACGUGGAAAAUGGUGAUGAUAGUAAUGGUAGUGGUGGUAGUGGUGAGAACAAGCUUAUGUUAUUUCAAGGUGGCGAGAAUUUGACCUUAGACGAUGUGUUGAACGCAAAUGGGCAAGUUGUGGAGAAGACGUGUUAUGGGACUGUGUAUAAGGCAAAGCUUGCUGAUGGUGGGACCAUUGCUUUGAGGUUGUUGAGAGAAGGUUGCUGCAAGGACAGGGCUUCAAGCUUGCCGGUUGUAAAGCAACUAGGAAAAAUUCGCCAUGAGAAUUUGAUUCCUUUAAGAGCUUUCUAUCAAGGGAAGAGAGGGGAGAAGCUCCUUAUUUUUGAUUAUCUGCCUCUUAGAACCCUGCAUGAUCUUCUACAUGAAACUAAAGCCGGAAAACCAGUGUUAAACUGGGUCAGGCGACACAAGAUUGCAUUGGGUAUAGCUAGAGGGCUUGCAUGUCUUCACACAGGGCUUGAUUCUCCAAUUACUCAUGGGUGUGUCAAAUCAAAGAACGUUGUUGUGGAUGAAUUCUUUGUUGGCAGGCUCACUGAGUUUGGGCUUGAUAAGCUAUUGGUUCCAGCAGCAGCAGAUGAAAUGGUGGCACUUGCUAAGUCUGAGGGCUAUAAGGCUCCAGAGCUUCAAAGGAUGAAUAAAUGUAAUUCAAGAACAGAUGUUUAUGCAUUCGGCAUAUUGCUGUUGGAGAUUUUGAUUGGGAAGAAACCUGGAAAAAGUGCGAGAGGAAGUGAGUUUGUAGAUUUGCCUUCUAUGGUGAAAGUGGCAGUUUUAGAGGAGACAACAAUGGAAGUGUUUGAUGUGGAGAUAUUGAAAGGGAUAAGAAGUCCUAUGGAAGAAGGGUUGAUUCAAGCUUUGAAGCUAGCAAUGGGUUGUUGUGCCCCUGUGGCUUCAGUUAGACCCAGCAUGGAUGAAGUUGUGAGGCAGCUGGAGGAGAACAGACCAAGAAACAGAUCUGCUUUAUACAGCCCCACAGAAACUAGAAGUGGAAGUGGUACCCCAUUUUGAGCAGUUUCUCUUUCUGCAUGCGUGUCGGGUGGAUGAUUGUAAUAAUUUUCAUCUAGAGAAUGCAUUUUAGAAAGGGGAAAUCUGUGUUUUGUUAUUCAUGGAUGCAAAGAGACAUUUCUGGGUAUUACACAUGCAAUGCUAUGAGGAUCAAUGAUACUGAAGUAGUGUCCUAAAGGCUGAAAUUAAUAUGAAACAUGGGGAGGAAUUAGUUGAAAUUUGAUGAAAUAAUCCUGAGUGUCAUGGAUUCAUUAACUUUGAUCUGAUCAUUUUCUGAAGUUGGUACUCUUAUGGAGAUUGUACUAAAACUUUUGCUGGAUAAGUAUGUUUGAAGUAUUUGAAUGUCAAAUAUUUUGCGUUUA